AUGUGGGUGCAAUUAACUGCUACUGUAAGAAGAAACAGUGGUCCAUCCCUUAGAAACCUAGCAAGUACUGUGAACCCAACUUUGUUUCCACCACUGUCAAAUCAUGAAGAUGAAAGUAUGGUGAUGGAAGAAAUUCCUACACAACAGUCCCAGACACCUUUGAUGGCCACAAUGCAGAGAUCAACUCCUGGACCAUCCAUGUAUGAGCAGUUAGUCAGGGGAAACCCAGUGCAGCCUACAAGAGCCACACAUGGAGUUCAAAUAAGAGGGCCUCCUACAUUUACUGGAGAGAGACCUGUUUUUUCUGUGGGAAGCAACAUUACAUUAGCUCAUGAAAAGGUUGUAGUUGAUAAGGGGAAAAAGUACUUGGUACUUAACAAAAAAUAUCAUGGCAAUGACAAGUGAAUUUGUGUCUGUUGAACUAGGUUGAUAAUGGGUUGUUAGGAAUUUUUUACUGGCUUGUUAUGGAUAAUAUUAGAUCUCUGAAUUGCUUAAGGGAUCUUUUGAACUUUGGAUUUGCUUAGAUCUUUUGUACUGGUUGAUAAUGAGCUGAUUUGGUUGGUACUUUUUGUGGAUUUUGUAAUGGAUUUGUUAUGGUCUU
This is a messenger RNA of Striga asiatica, 601 nucleotides long. The record is from the annotation of a GenBank genome assembly. NCBI's taxonomy places the organism in Eukaryota, Viridiplantae, Streptophyta, Magnoliopsida, Lamiales, Orobanchaceae.